This is a messenger RNA of Purpureocillium lilacinum, 1245 nucleotides long. RefSeq lists its product as uncharacterized. The record is from RefSeq and is a predicted model, not a curated record. NCBI's taxonomy places the organism in Eukaryota, Fungi, Ascomycota, Sordariomycetes, Hypocreales, Ophiocordycipitaceae.
AUGUCCGACAUGAUGAGUGAGUGCGCCGGGCCCCGUCGCCUCUUGAGCGCAAUCUCGCUCGCCGUCAUGGCGGCCACCGCUUCGGCCGUUGCCCUCGACACGCGGGCUGCGGCGUUCAAGCACAUCGCCCACUCUUCCUUCUCGCUGUCCAAGAGCCCUGCCGGCGUCGACUACCAGGCCAUGAUCAACAAGGUCGAGGCCGACCCGCGGAUCAAAAAAGUGAGCCUCAACGACGUCGUCACCGCGUCCUCUCCGCAGAGCAACGGCCGCUACCCGCUCUGCCACCCCACCAACCUCAAGGCGGAGCUCCGCCCGACCGGCUUCUGCUGGAACGCGGCCGACGACACCAGCGCCGACUGGGUGCCGCAGGGCAUCACCGGCUCCGGCGACGCGGACCCGAGCGGCACCGUCAACGGCCGCCGCCUCAUCGCCGCCAGCUGGCACUACACCAAAGACGAGGUUGCGCGCAUCAGCAUCGCCGACUUUAGCAAGCCGUCCAAGGGCAUCACCUACCACAACCUGCUGCUGGUGCAGCCCACCUCCAACGGCAACUUUGCCAGCGUCGAAAACGUGCACGCCGACGGGCUGAUGUGGUUCGGCAACAAGCUGUUUCUCGCCACGGGCGUGCGGCUCCAGGUGUACAGCCUGGACCACAUCUGGAAGACGCGCACCGACGGCGGCAACGCGGGCAAGAUUGGCCUCGUCGCCGACGGCGCCUACGCCCGCUGGCACGGCUGGGCCAUGCCCAUGAUCGCCGAGUACCGCACGACCUGGGGCGCCGGCGGGUCGUGGAAGUCUUGCGCCUCGGCCAAGGGCGACACGCCCUGCCUCAACUCCAUCUCGCUGGCCCCGGACCGCAAGUCCUUUGUGACGGCCGAGUACUACGCCGAAAAGGCCGGCGGCGGGCGGGUGAUUCGCUGGGGCCUCGACGCCGCCUCCGGGCUGCCGACGGGCAAGGCCACCGAGGCGUUUGCGUCGCCCGUUUGGCAUCAGCAGGGCAUCGCGACGGACGGCAAGGCCUUUUACGUUUCGGGCGACUGUCCGGGCGCGCCGCCGGCCAACGACCCCAACAACCACAUUUGCAUCCACAAGGCGCUGCCCGACGGCGCGCCACACGUGCUCACCAAGGCGCCGCCGCUGACCCAGAACCUGGCGUACUGGCCGCGGACGGGCGAGCUCUGGGGCGUCAACGAGCGCAUCAGCACCAAGGGCGGCAAGCGCGUCGUCUUCAACAUUAAGCCGUAG